Messenger RNA from Vanrija pseudolonga, 507 nucleotides. Its product is annotated as Small ubiquitin-related modifier 1. The transcript has 3 exons. Lineage: Eukaryota; Fungi; Basidiomycota; Tremellomycetes; Trichosporonales; Trichosporonaceae. Gene Ontology annotation, molecular function: protein binding. The coding region runs from base 1 to 507 and encodes 168 amino acids. The record is from RefSeq and is a predicted model, not a curated record.
AUGCCGCCGACGAGGCCACACGCCAAGCGUGAAACCAAGCCGGCGCCGUACGUCCUCAGCGCGGAGCAGCGCCGCCGUCCGCUCCAGAGACGCCGCCUCGACACCACGCCAGCAGGCGACGGCGAGGACAUCAAGCCAAAGGUGCACGCCGCGGUGCGCGGUAUCGACUUCAAGAGCGGCGCCCGCGGCGAUACCCGCACACACGCCAACCACCGCCGCGCUCGCCCGCCGGCCACCCUCCCGGCGCGCGUCCGCGUCCCGCACGAGUUCGCAAUCACGCUGCAGGGGAGCAAGGGGCACACGGCUUACCGGAUAAAGCACCACGUCACCCCCGGAGAGGCGGUCGGGAGCGUCAAGGGGUGGAUGUGUCGGCGGUUCGGGUAUGAUCUUGGGUCGUUGCGCCUCGUGUUCGACGGCCAGGUCUGCGCCAACGACGAGACGAUGGCCUCCCUGGGCGUCGAGGAGGGCGACGUGCUGGAGGUGUACCUUGAGCAGAUUGGUGGCUGA